CAGUCAGCAAAUAGAACAUGUACUAGUAACAAAUUAGUAACAAACCGCCUAAAAAAGAGGAUUACCUUUAAAAUCAUGUAAGCAAUGUUAACUCAUAAGUACUCAAUUCCAUUUUAUAAGUUGUUAUAUGAAUAAUUGAAUAAAAAGCCAAAUAGGAGUCGCCACUCGACAACGAAAAGUUUUGUACGAGAGAAUGACAAUGCAAUAUAAACUUUAGGACCAAGCAAUCAAGAUUAUAUUUAAAACAUUUAUGGUUUUUGAGCAAGUCUUAACAAGUCGGCGCAAAUUUUAAAUUUGUUUGACUACGAAUACCCAGUCUUCUCCCCUUGAUUAUUAGUCUUGUAGACUGGCACAUAAGUUUCGGUGGUACGUUUUUAAAUUUGAAUAGUUUUGUACUUUAAAUAAAUAUUAAGUAAAAAUUACAUUUUAAAAGAAACUAUGGAUAUACCUAUUUGUUUUUCGCAUAAUUUUAGCAGUAAACAAAACGUGAGAUCUAUUAAAAAUGUGAUUAAUUUAAAGUUCUUGAAAAGUGGAGAAGACAUAUUUCUCCAGCAUAUUAUAGAAGACAAAUCAGUGUUAAGAGAAAUAUCUAUAGAAUUAAGAGAAAUUAUGAAGAAUCUUAAAGAAAAUAUCGUCACUUACAGCAAGAAUGAUUUUAAAGAAUAUUUUGUAAAAACCGAUGAUGAUAAAUAUUUACAUUCGGUAAAUAAAUCAAAACUUUUUAUCGGGUGUUGGGCUGCACUGUUAAAAAUUGUUCCAGAUAAUUUUUAUGGAAACAAUCAUAAUAGCAAAUUAUUUAAGAAAAUCGUAAAAACUGUAAUAUACAGUAUGAAUCGUCAACACUUCAACUUCCGUGACAUGAUAAAUGGCUGGCAUUUGUUGAUAUAUCCAUGGAACACACUUACUGCUGCAAUCUCAUUUAAAGUUCUUCACUAUAGUCUUUUAUGGAUUUUAAAAAAGUUACUAUCAUCGAUAAUAGUUUUAAAUUUCUACGUUACAACAUGCAAAACAGACGCAGAUGAGAAUAAGCUUCAUUACUUCUGGAAAAAUGUCUGGCAAAGUUUUUAUGACAAGAAAAUAUCAAUUAUGACAACUACUAGAAUUAUAAAGAAAAUUGAACCUUACAGUUUAGGUAAUAAAAUAAAAAUCAGGUAUAGCUAUCAACAGAAAAUAAGAUUAAAAAAUAAAAUAAAAGAAAUCCCAAAAUUACAUUUAAUUUUGAAACAAAAUAAUGAUUGCAGACCAAUUGUACGAUACAAAAACGAUAAAACAAAUUUAACUUCGAAGAAUAAAAUUAAAGAGCAAUUAUAUUUUCUCAGAAAACUAUCUGGAAAGCCUCAGGAGAAAAUUGAGAAUAAAUAUUUAAAUUUUUUCAAAAAAUGGGAGAUCAGAAAUAAACCUAAACUGUACUUUGUAAAAACAGAUCUUAGUAAUGCAUUUGGAUCUAUAAAUAGACAAAAACUAUUGAAGAUUUUAAUUGAGCGACAUGAAAAUUUCCAAAAGGCAGAGACGUCACUGUAUUUAAAGAAGAAAAUUGCACAGACCUUUAAGGAUUUUAUUGCGGAACUUAAGAAUCCACUCUUGGUUCGCUCUGGAUCAACAGUUUACGAAUGGAAGGAAGGUCUUGUACAAGGUUACAAAUACUCUCCAGCACUUUCUGAAAUAUAUUAUUCAUAUCUGGAUGACAUUUAUUUCCGUCAUCAUAUAAACAUCACAGACGACCUUAAAUUGUUCAUAAGAGUUGUUGAUGACUAUUUGUACAUCACGGAUUCGUUGCAAGAUGCCUAUGAUUUCUUAAAAGCUUUAUCAAACUAUAGAAACGUUAAUUAUAAUAAAACGGUUGUUAAUUUUCCGAAUCAAUCUAUAAAGGUUAGCGAUGAAAUUGUUUUUCUUGGAUACAGCUACGAUACAAAGACAUUGCACGUGAGUAGGGCCAACAGUGUAAACUCUGGCCAGAUGUGUUUUAAAAUCGGAUUUUCUCUUGCUAUUGCAGAUUUAGGAAAAUUUCUUGAAAAUAGAAUCGGACAAUCUGGAAUCGAAAUAAACGGGCACAUUUUUAAUUUCUACUACAACAGUGAACAGUUGAUAUGGCAACAUGUGUUUGUGACACUCUGUCUUUCGGCCAAUAAAUUUUGUACAAUAUUAUCUAUACUCUGUAAUGAGUCGGAUAUGUUUAGAUAUAUGUGUAUUUAUAAGAGAAAAGUAACGGUUAAGCUUUGUAAUACCAUCAUAGACACGCUUCAUAGAAACAAACCGGAAGGAUUUAUGUUUAUUUUUUGCAUUAACCAUUUUCGUUAUCUAUCAUACAAAGCUUUACUGUUAUGUGCACAGAAAACACCCAAAUGUAACAAACUGGUUCCGUACAUUAACGUUGAAAUGGCAAAAACAAACUGUUUGUAUGGAAAGUGGAGGGAGCAUUCUAGAAGGAUGAGCAAAAAUGGUUGUGGUCUUAGGCAAGCCAUAAAAGAGGUUUGUAGGAGGUCAGAUUUAAGAGCUAUUCUUAAAAAUUACGACGUAUUGCCUGAAGGUUUACGUUGUUUUGACCGCAAAAAUAUGUAUGUAUAG
This is a messenger RNA of Danaus plexippus (monarch butterfly), 2565 nucleotides long. It is a transcript of the gene Tert, whose product is annotated as telomerase reverse transcriptase-like. Gene Ontology annotation, molecular function: telomeric repeat DNA binding; telomerase RNA binding. Bases 439 to 2565 code for a protein of 708 amino acids. The record is from RefSeq and is a predicted model, not a curated record. NCBI's taxonomy places the organism in Eukaryota, Metazoa, Arthropoda, Insecta, Lepidoptera, Nymphalidae. Gene Ontology annotation, biological process: telomere maintenance via telomerase. The transcript has a single exon. Gene Ontology annotation, cellular component: telomerase catalytic core complex.